Molecule: messenger RNA, 1515 nt
Organism: Megalobrama amblycephala (Wuchang bream)
Lineage: Eukaryota; Metazoa; Chordata; Actinopteri; Cypriniformes; Xenocyprididae
Product: gastrula zinc finger protein XlCGF57.1-like
Exons: 2
Coding region: 80-1384 (434 amino acids)
Biological process (GO): regulation of transcription by RNA polymerase II; central nervous system development
Cellular component (GO): nucleus
Molecular function (GO): DNA-binding transcription factor activity, RNA polymerase II-specific; RNA polymerase II cis-regulatory region sequence-specific DNA binding
Source: RefSeq, a predicted model, not a curated record
GUGCUUUUUGUUGUUGUUGUUGUUGUUUGAACAGGUCCAUUUAAGACCCUUAACUCUGUUAAUUAUUCUCUUCUUAAAGAUGGAGUUUAUUAAAGAGGAAACUGAAGAAAAUAAGAUUAAAGAUGAGACUGAAGAAAUAAAGAUUGAAGAAACAUUCAGAGUGAAACAUGAAGAAACUGAGGAACAAACAGACCUAACGGCACUGAAAGAGGCGAGUCAUGAACUUAAUGAAAUGGAAGAAGAGAAAAAACAUUAUGAUAAACACGAUUUCAUGACUGGGAAAAGAUCGAUACAGGCUAAAAAGACCUCCUUACAAAAUAGAGCUCAAAAGACUGGAAAUAAAAGUUAUUUCAUCUGCCAACAGUGUGGAAAGAGUUUUGAUCAACACAGAAACCUUCAGGUUCACUUGAAAGAUCAUGCUAGAGAGAGCUCCAUCACUUGCCAACAGUGUGGAAAGAGUUUUGAUCAACACAGAAACCUUCAGGUUCACUUGAAAGAUCAUGCUAGAGAGAGCCCCAUCACUUGCCAACAGUGUGGAAAGAGUUUCACACUUAAAGAAAACCUUCAAGUACACAUGAGAAUUCACACUGGAGAGAAACCUUUCACCUGCCAGCAAUGUGGAAAGAGUUUCACUGUAAAAGGAAACCUUAUAGCCCACAUGAGAAUUCACACUGGAGAAAAGCCUUUCACCUGCCAGCAAUGUGGAAAGAGUUUCACACAUAAAAGAAGCCUUCUAGUCCACAUGAGAAUUCACACUGGAGAAAAGCCUUACACCUGCCAACAAUGUGGACAGAGUUUCACACAUAAGGGUAGCAUUAAAGUCCACAUGAGAAUUCACACUGGAGAAAAGCCUUUCACCUGCCAACAAUGUGGACAGAGUUUCAGUCAAAAGGGAAACCUUAAUGAACACAUGAGAGUUCACACUGGAGAGAAACCUUUCACCUGCCAACAAUGUGGAGAGAGUUUCAGAUUUAAAGGUAACCUUAAGGGACACAUGAGAAUUCACACUGGAGAAAAGCCUUACAUCUGCCAACGGUGUGGAAAGAGUUUCAGUCAAAAAGGAAAACUUGAAAUCCACAUGAGAAUUCACACUGGAGAAAAGCCUUACAUCUGCCAACGGUGUGGAAAGAGUUUCAGUCAAAAAGGAAAACUUGAAAUCCACAUGAGAAUUCACAAUGGAGAAAAGCCUUACACCUGCCAACAGUGUGGACAGAGUUUCACUGUAAAAGGAAAUCUUACAGCCCACAUGAGAAUUCACAAUGGAGAGAAGCCUUUUACAUGUGGUCAGUGUGGAAAGAGUUUCAGAUUUAAAGGUGACCUUAAGGGUCACAUGAAGAUUCACUCGAAAAUGACUCUUUUACAAGUUUCAAAUCACCAAUUCUAAUACAACUUAAGGUCUUAGAGUAUCUGAUUUUAAUAAGUACUUAAAGGGUCAUGAAACCCCAGAACACAUUUUCUGAGCUGUGAACAGAUAUACAUAGGCUGCACAUCAUUGAAAACACUAAAGGUACUCAA